Branchiostoma floridae (Florida lancelet) is the source of this 1876-nucleotide messenger RNA. Its product is annotated as TWiK family of potassium channels protein 7-like. Gene Ontology annotation, biological process: stabilization of membrane potential; potassium ion transmembrane transport. The transcript has 4 exons. Gene Ontology annotation, cellular component: membrane. The record is from RefSeq and is a predicted model, not a curated record. NCBI's taxonomy places the organism in Eukaryota, Metazoa, Chordata, Leptocardii, Amphioxiformes, Branchiostomatidae. The coding region runs from base 49 to 660 and encodes 203 amino acids. Gene Ontology annotation, molecular function: potassium ion leak channel activity.
UCCACGCCCCGGACGCCCGGGGGACGGGUGUUCUUGAUCUUCUACGCCAUGUUCGGCAUCCCGCUGAUGAUGACGUGGGUGAGUGACGUCGGCGCUCAGCUGGACGCCGUUCUGCGGUACCUGGUCGGGAAGGUGAAGUCACGGUGCUCCAAGAAGGAGUCAGUAGUCCACAGCGUGCCACCCUGGGUCACCAUCUUUCUGCUAGUUGUCUACCUUCUGCUAGAUGGCGCUGGGUUAUCCAGCUGGGAAAAUUGGAGCCUACUGGACAGUAUCUACUACUCAUACAUUACAGUCACGUCAAUCGGAUUUGGUGAUUUUGUGCCGACCAAACAACUGUACGUGAUGUUGGGGCUGCCGUACGUGAUGGUCGGGCUGGCGCUGACGUCCAUGCUGAACGGGCUCACCGGACAGACGAUCAUGCGGCUCAGUGCAAAAUUAUCCAAGUGCAUAGAAAUGAUGUCAGGAAAGCCGUGUCCGUGCUGCGGGCUGACCAACGCCAAGCCCCUCCGGCCAGAGGACAUCGUGCUGGUCAAACGGCUGGCCCUAAGAUGGCGUCACCGGUGCCGGGAGUCGGCCGUCAGGCAGAGACAACGGCGCGCACAGCUUCUGCCGGUCACGGUGGUCUGGGACAUCAGCGACUCAGACGCGCCGCAGGAUUGAUUCACAGCACGCCAAGAACAUCGCAACGCGCACUGCCACAAAGUUGGAUCAUGGUUCUAAGUUAUGGUACUAUAGGAGCAGUUAUAGGCCAUUGUUAGGUAUUGCCUUCUAUACUAGCAUUGUAUGCUUCCAUUGUGAAUUUCAUACAAGAGACAUGAAACUUACCAUUCCAAUCCAAGUGGCUACAAAAUACCAUAUGUAGUAGAGUUGGCCACAUUGGCGGAACGAGGUUUUUAGCACCAGUUAAAAGUCAUGAUGCAUCCUAUUACAUACGCUCGAACCCUAUCUGAGUGGUAGUGUACAUGUGUUAGGUUACAGUUGACAUAGACAAAAUUCCUAUGGGUUACAUACGUACAUACAUAUGAAGUGUCAUAGGUAUAACACAAGCAUUAUGUUAUGUCUUGGUUGUUUGUCUGUUUGUUAGUUUGUUUGUUUGUUUGUAUAAAAUCAACGCAAUUGUACACAGUUUGUCGUUAGGUUCUUUCCACUUUUUUGUGUCCAGCUGUUUUGUGUCAAUAAAUCACGUAGGGCACCCACGGCGGUUGCUACUAAAAAAUGACUCGUGGUCAUACAUGUCUAUAAAACAAUGAACGUAUUCCAAUUUUGCGUGGUGUUUCAAACAGAUUGAGGGGCCUUGUAAGGACUGGCAAGAACUAGGUAGAAGCUAUGACAAGACACCAGCUACAAUCAAAGUCUUAAGAUAUUUCACAGAUCAUCUCGCGAUGGUGAAUACGUAAGAUGAUUUGAUCAAUUAUCUCUGAUGGCGCAAUUUGGGGCAGUAGUCUAGUAGUUUUUAUCCACCGGACCUGACCCUUCGGAUCUUUGUCUCUGCAAGACAAGAAUCAUUAAAACGUUUAACUGACAACAUCCAGGGCUCUUCUUUUUUCUUCCACAAGCUCCACAUUGAUAAAUUGACAAUAUGACGUAAAUCGCCGACCUGUCUUAUAACAAUGAUAAGAGCUAUACCAACUUCCACCAACGGAGCAGGGUUUUAAACUCAAUUUUACACCAUGAACAAGAUAUUCCUGAAAUGUACGUCUUAAACUGAGGGAUAUUUGCAAAACAGUUGGCAAUACGAAAAGAAAAGAAAGGAAAAGAAAAGAAAAGAAGGACGUUACGUAAUGUCACAAAAUUUUGGAAUAGCCCUUCCCUAUCUAUUUGUCAUUGUUAUUGAACCACCAUUAAUGAGUUUUAUGGUCUGUAAAAUGUUUGAUGA